AUGUUUGUGACUAGACGUCUCCUGCAGGCCUGCAGGAUUACUUUGUUCUCCAGAGAUACCUGCGGCCUCUGCACGCAGGCCAAGGGCGUGCUCUCUGAUGUCUGGGAUAAGCGGCCCUUUCAGUACACAGAGGUAGAUUUAGCAAAGCCGGAGUUUAAGCAUUGGAAAAAUUUAUAUGACUUCGAUAUUCCUGUUAUACACAUAAGCAAAUCAGACACUCCCGAAGAGGACAUCAACAAAGUCGGAAAGGCCAUCAAGCUGAUGCACCGAUUCACGACAGAGCAAGUCGAGGCCAAGAUGGACCAAGUCGAAGGCGUCUAG
Messenger RNA from Trichoderma virens Gv29-8, 321 nucleotides. RefSeq lists its product as uncharacterized. NCBI's taxonomy places the organism in Eukaryota, Fungi, Ascomycota, Sordariomycetes, Hypocreales, Hypocreaceae. The transcript is spliced from 2 exons. Bases 1 to 321 code for a protein of 106 amino acids. The record is from RefSeq and is a predicted model, not a curated record.